AAUCUGAAACGAAACUGUCUGAGAAGUGUUAACUUUUCGAGUAGUUCCGUCGAUUCACGAACUACCCACGAAGUAAUAUCGUGUGUCUUCACGGUCUUGUUCACAGAGUCAAGUACAGACAUUUUCAUUUUAAAGAGAAAGUGAAGGAACCUGUUGAACAUGGCGGACGCUAUCAUCACUGAAAGUGCGAAUCAAGCAACAAGCAAAAGAAAACCACCAGAGGUAGAUGUUGAAGUGCCAGAGGUUGAAAAUCUCCCGCAACACUCAGAGCCUUGGAAAAACGUCCAAAACAACUUUCUGCCGGUCCAUUUUCUUUUGCUGACGGUAAAUGACUGCGAAUUCCGAAGCUGUCUUUCCUUUCUUAAAGAAGAUUUUGUGAAGAGUUAUCACAAAACCCUUGGCUUUGUAUACUUUGGAAGUAUCCUUGACAACGAGAAAGUGAAGGUUGCAGUGAUGAAAUGCAAUAUGGGUGGUGCCGCUCCCGGUGGUUCCCUGGUUGUUGUCCCGAAAGCGGUCCGCAUCUUGAAGCCCAAAGCUGUGUUUAAUGUGGGUUUCUGUGCUAGUUUGAACAAGGAGAAAGCAAAGCUAGGUGAUGUGGUCGUGUGCUCAAAGUUAAUAACCUACGCCUUCAUAAAACAAGAGGAAGAUAGGAUCGAGGAGCAAGGUGUCAGAGUUCCUUUAAAUAAGGGUCUAUCAGGUAUUGCCAGACACAUUGGAGAUGGAUGGAAACCACCCGUGAAGAACUCAACCGAUCUGAAGGUGAAACCAAGCACGAAUGGCGUAUUUCUGAGUGGGCCUGAGGUGAUUAACGACCCAAAACGACUUGCUGCACUGAUGAAACGAUUUCCAGAAGCAACAGCAAUUGAGAUGGAAGGGGAAGGUCUUUACGCAGCUGCCCAUGAUCUCAACAUUGAAUGGAUUGUCAUUAAGGGCGUGUCAAACUUCGCCGAUGGAAAAAAAUCUGAAACUGAUCAUUGGAGACUAUUUGCCAGUGUUAUGGCGGCCUCUCUCGUUGCACACAUUCUAAAAGAUUCUGGUAUUUUUGAGUCCUGGCCUCACUUCGAAGACAAUUCGGAUGCUGAAGAUGGUUCUCCUCGAAAGAGACGACGGUCGUCAUCUUCUCCUUCCGGUUCAGACCCUAAAAGAAACAAAGCGACAGCAGGAGAUUCUUUUAUACAAGGUGCACCGCAGGAACCUUCAAAUCGAAGAGGACGGCGAUCCACACGAUCCAGUAGUAGUGAACCGCGUGCUACUCAAGGAAUUUUACCAAAAAAAUCUUGUUAAUUCCGUAGAUGAUAA
Pocillopora verrucosa is the source of this 1299-nucleotide messenger RNA. Its product is annotated as 5'-methylthioadenosine/S-adenosylhomocysteine nucleosidase. The record is from RefSeq and is a predicted model, not a curated record. Gene Ontology annotation, molecular function: adenosylhomocysteine nucleosidase activity; methylthioadenosine nucleosidase activity. Gene Ontology annotation, biological process: nucleoside metabolic process. Gene Ontology annotation, cellular component: cytosol. NCBI's taxonomy places the organism in Eukaryota, Metazoa, Cnidaria, Anthozoa, Scleractinia, Pocilloporidae.